This is a messenger RNA of Anisakis simplex (herring worm), 13587 nucleotides long. NCBI's taxonomy places the organism in Eukaryota, Metazoa, Nematoda, Chromadorea, Rhabditida, Anisakidae. The record is from the annotation of a GenBank genome assembly.
AUGGGUAAAGGCGAGACGACAGUGACUACAACAACCGAUAGUGAUAACAAUCCCGUUCUGGAGCAGUCUGCGAACGAGAAUCUCACAGGCGAUUCGCAUCUGCAGUCGGCUACCGUUCAUCUUUUAGAUGCCAGCACUGAGGUUUUUCACGUCUCGAAGAAAGCCGAAGGUAAAGAACUGUUCGAUAAAGUGAUUGAGCAUCUGAAGUUGGCCGAGAAGGACUAUUUUGGAUUAUCGUAUUUGGAUGAAAAUGGAAAUCGAUAUAGUUUAUUAUUUACCAUUCCAGGUCAUCCAUGGGUGUUCAACUUUGAAGUAAAAUUCUAUCCGCCUGAUCCAACCGCUUUGAUUGAUGAUUUGACUCGCUAUUAUCUCACACUUCAAAUUCGUCAUGAUAUUUAUACUGGAAGGAUUCCCGCUACUUUGGCUACACAUUCUUUAUUGGGAUCAUAUGUAGUGCAAGCGGAACGAGGUGAUUAUGAGGAUACGCCGGAUUAUGAUGAUUUUUUGCAAGACUGUCGAUUAGCACCUGUACCAUCGGCAACACUUUAUGAAAAGGUUCGAGAACUGCACAGACAGCAUAAGGGUGAAACACCGGCAGAAGCCGAACAACAUUAUUUGGAUAACGCUAAGAAGUUGAGCAUGUAUGGUGUCUUCCUGUUUCCAGCAAAGGACUCAAAAGGUGUACCAGUACAGGUCGGUGUGUGCGCGCAUGGAAUUUAUAUAUAUUGCGAUCAGAUACGUAUCCAUCGUUUCAUUUGGCAGAAUAUCAUCAAAAUCGCUUAUCGGAGAAACACAUUUACCAUUAAACUGCAACCCGGCGAGCUCGACAAAAAUGCGUCAGUGUUCGUACUCAAGGUACCAGAUUACGCUAGUGCAAAACGCAUUUGGAAAUGUUGUGUCGAGCAUCAUACUUUCUUCAGACUGAUUCAACCAGAUGAAAAACCACACAAAGGACUGUUCAGAUGGGGCUCAGGAAGGUUCCGUUAUCAGGGGAGAACGCACUUCCAAUCCAAAAUGGCUUCUCAAAUGUUUGGCCAUCCCUCGGAUACAGUACAACGAUCUCAUAGUGCACGUAUAGCAACAAUAAGUGAUGAAAAUGUUCCGCCAGAAAUAGGCGAUAAUCAACAGACAUCACCAUUGCAUUAUGUGGACGAUGGCACUUCACGUGAAAUGACAGUGCUAGAGAAAACGUACACGCUGAAUCACCAAACAAUGGAGGAGUUGCCGCUAACGAUCGAAGAGCAACGAAACAGAAUGCUGAACGAUAGCGAUGAGAAUGUGUUGUAUUCAAGACAUGAUGCUACCACGCUAACCGAGGUGGGUGAAUCGACAACGCGAAAUGAUUCGUCUGUUGUGGAUCGUUCCGCAGCGUUAAUGCAUGAUCAGUUAUAUCGCUCUACUCCUACUACCGCUGCUGCCACAUCUUUUGGCCGUCCUACUACUACAACUACUACUGUUGCUACUACUACUACCAGCACUUCUACUACUAAUCAUACUACUACUGCUACCACUACUAAUUAUCGUUACUCAUCCUCUUCCACUUCUCCGCUUCGUUUUUCUUCCUAUCCGCAAUCGAACGCAGCUGCAGCAGCUCAGUCAGAUAUCACUCCACAUUCCAAGCCACCCCUUCCACAUUCCAAACCACCACCAUUAAUGAAUCAACAACGAUUCACACUUCUCAAGUCUAAAAACGAAUGCCAAAGUAAUGGCACCAAUCAGCUUCCUGAAGCUAUUAACUCGCAAAAUUUGUUUUCGUUGCAGCAAACUGGCGCUGAUAACGAUUUUGAUGAGGUCACCCAGCUGCGGAAAGAAAGUGACCUACGGUUUGAUCCGUUACAAGGCACGGGUGUUGCGUAUCAUCCAGGGCAUUACGAGGAAAUCUCUCGAACUGGAGGACCAAUGCGUGAACCACCGGUCGAUGCUGACGAUGAUGUUGUUUUCAUUCCAGGAACAAAGUGGAGAAAUGAGAAAAAUCGAAUUGCCCAUGAACCUUCUACAACAACAACUUACUUAAAAAAUAUAGGUGCAGAUAUUGACAUCGAAGAUGAUCGCUUGCAUAAUCUGCACUUGGAUAAACAAGAUGAAUUGGCUGGUUGGCCGAUUCAAUACUUUGUUAACGUUUAUCAUUCCGGUUUGACUCAGCCGUAUCGUGGCGGUAAUCGUAAUAUUUUUGAUUUUCAACGAGCAAUUUGUGAAGGUGCUGAAGAAGUGAUUGAUGCGAAAGAUAUCAAGAAAUCAACAUAUCCUCAAGCAACUGCUGUUCUUACGGAACCAGUUAUGCGAACCGAACGUGCCGUAGAGUUAUCAGCUGCACCACUCAGAGCCUAUUCGUCAGUAUAUUAUGAUGGAGUCUCCUCUGACAAGACUGAGAAAACAACUGGCGCUAGCUCAUUUGAGUUGCACGGUCGAAAGGUAAACGAGAAGAAUAGGCAAACCUCGAAAUCACUUACCAAAGCGUCCAAUGAGAGGCGACGAAGAUUAUUCGGGUAUGCAAAACAUGGCGGUGAAACGGAAAUGAUUGAGAAGUGCAAUGUUCGUCCCGAAUUAUAUGGGCUUCCAUCAACAUCGUAUGACGGUCCGUUAGAAACGGUGAGGCGUGAUGAGGAAUUGCAUUGUACACCAAUUCGAGAGUAUUCAUCAGUGUAUCAUUGUGGUGUAUCUGUACCCAAAUCCAGACGACGAAAGUUGCGCCCUAUUACGACAUCGUCAUCGAGUCGUGGCGUAGGUGUUGGUGUAGGAAGCACAAAUGCAGAGGAAAAACGGAGCAUUAGCGAUCUCAGUAGUAGUUACAUUGGAGGAUCGUCGUCUGAAUUAUCUGAUGAAGACAUGGAUUCAGAACAAGAACUGGCUAGCGAUGAAUACAAGAAGAAAGCAAUCCUCCAUUUACGUGAUAAACCGUCCGUUGAUGUUGAAAAAACAGCUUCCUCUUCUAGUUCUGCUGCUCGAGGUGGCACUUUGCGACGUUUUAGUGAACGAGGGCAAGAACUGAUCGAAAAAGGCCGUGAAUUGUUCACUGUGAGUGGUAAAACGUACACAGUAUCGCAGUCAGGUGUUAGACAGCCUACUCAUUACGCAACUGAUGAUGCAGAUGACGUUCCUCAAUUGCUGAUUGCUAAAACAAAAGAUUAUGACUCGGAUCAGUUGCAGCCAACCAGAAUGGAGCACUUGUAUGGGAAUGCUCAUCUUGAAGAUGGUAGUAAGGUGAUCGAAAAGUCAUUUGUUAAAGUUGAAAAUUAUGGUUCACCAUCCACUUCUUAUGAAGACACUCUACAAAUCACAGCACGUGACCGAGAGCUUGAUAUGACUCCCAUUCGUGACCAUUCAUCGGUUUAUUAUUCGGAGAUGUCAUUUAUGAAAAGCCACAAAAAGCCUAUACCGACUCCUUCCAGAGAUUCUGAUGAACGAAUAAAGAGUGUAGAAAGAAAGGAGCAGUCACCCAGUUCGGCAGUGCCGGAGGAUAACAAAGGAAAAGAGAAAGCUGAUGAUGUCAUGGAAUUUCAGAAAGACGAUCAGAAACCUGGUGCUGGAGGUGGCCCUAGAUUGUUUUCUUUUUGGCGUUAUGGGAGACAGUCGAGAGAUGCAAAUACGCAACAGGUUAAAACUUCAGAAUCUGCUGACGAUUCUUAUUCGGCGACAAUUCCACGUUCACAUAGUGAGCACGUUGAUAACAUCGAAAAAAUUCCAGAGCUCCAGUCUGAACCUUUAAAAAGUGUAAAGUUGGGAAAGACACACUCAUUAGAGCAAACUGAAAUGCCUGAGACGCAUUUUGUCUGUAAACAGUUUGAUCGUGAGUAUCAAGAUCACUCUGAUUUAGCAGAAAAAUCUGAAACAAAACCACACUCGUUCUGUAUUUCUGGUGCACAAUAUGACGGGCCAUAUGAACAAACAGUUCGGCAAGGUGAAUUGCCAUCAUUACCAAUCGGUGAGUAUUCCGCAAAGUAUCAUUCGGGACAAAGCACAAUCACAGAAGAGGGAAACCAUGCUGAAAAAAGUCUGGAUGAGCCAAAAACGAAAGACACAACGAGUGGCAUGUUCUCUUUCUUACGAAUGCCAUCAAAACAAUCUAAAAAUAAAUUGGCUCAACAAACUGAUGAACGCGGAUAUCCUAUAAUAACAUCAGAACGUUACAAUGGUCAUCUUGAUAGCACAACGUAUAGAAAAGAUCUUCCACGUGAGCCGUUGCCUAUAAAGAUGGAUAAAGACCAGCCAUUGGAGGCAACCCUCAAAAAGCACGUUCAGGAAAAGACUGUCGGUAGUGAUGAAGCGUCUGCCAUGCCACCACCCAUCUCGUAUGAAGAACACUCGCAUAGUCUUGACAAGGGAAAAGAGCUUUCCUCUGCUCCGUUUCAUUACUCUGUAGUUGCACACUCGAGUGUGCGUGCAGAAAAACCAUCUGGAACGGUUGUAGUAGAUGAAGAGAGCAAAGGCAUACUUGGGCAAUCACCGGAAGGAAAACUGGAAAAUAAAGGAAGGGGCGAAGAGCGAAAUCCUGUUAUUGCAGAACCUGUUGGUUAUCCAGUCAUUACCAAGCAUGCUUAUACUGGCCCCUUACAUAACGUCUCUCCAUCGAACGAUAUUCCAUCUAAGCCACUGCAUACAGUUGUGAGCGUUUACUCUUGUGAUCAUCCAGUGAAGCACACCAAGAUUCGUGACCAACCACGUAAGAUGUUCCGUCACAUUUCUCAUCAAGGUGAUGAUGAAGUGGUUGAGAAAUGUGAUGUGAAACCUGAAACCUACCAUCUCUCAACAGUGAUAUAUCAGGGCCCAGUAGAUAUGACUCACCGAGCAGAAGAUCUUCCAUCAACUCCAUUACGAGAUCACUCGGCGGUAUACCACUCGGGAAUUUCAUUUAUCAAGAGCCAAAAAUCAAAACUUCCAAAGUUUGGCUUCGCUUUCAAAGGCGACGUUUCUAGUAAGCACCAUGGCGCUGAUGCAUCAAGUGAUUCAUCCUCGAGUGAUGACGAUGCUGAAAAAACAGUCGAGAAGUAUGCACACCAGUCGAGCAGUAAUGCUCCAAAUAUCGAACGAAAAGACCACAGUGAAAAGUCAGUUGGAAGCGGUGAGGAAGGUGGCGCUCAUUUCUCGUUUUGGCGCCUACAUGGCUGGCGUAGGAAACCGUCGAACGAUGAUGUUUGUUCAUCGAAGCAUGGUGAUGCAGGGGCAAAUAUAAAAGACGACUUGACAACUGGACCGAUUGGCACAACUGAUCGGUCAGAAGAAAUGCCUUCCGAAUCGUUAGAUGUUGCUGUUAAAUCGACAGUAAAACAACAAGCUAAGAAGUCGAGACUCCGCGAUCGACUUAGUGAUUAUCAUUUAUUCAUGCGUUCAUGUCAUGAUGGUGAUGAGGAAGUUAUCGAAAAAUCGAAGAUACCAAUUGAAUCCUAUAAUUUAUCAUCCGUUCCUUAUAAUGGGCCUCUAGAAUGUACAAAUCAUCAAGAAGAUCUCCAGUGGGUUCCAAUCAGCGAAUCCUCUUCUGUUUAUCAUCCUGGAACAUCCUACGUCAAGGGUAAGCGGCACACGGAAACAUCUGAAGAAUUUUCUUCCACAGAAGAAGAUGUGGAUGGCAGCAAACGGAGCAUCGGUGGUAUGAGCCUGGGUUUAUUCUCCUUCUGGCGCUCAUCGGAUAAAAAGCAUGUGAAAGAUGAAAAAACUGGCAAAGACGUUGAGAUGGAAAAGACAGAGGAUAGUGGGAGAGAGGUAAUCGUUCAUGAACAGAAAAAAAUUGAUGAAAUGAAGACACAACCGUUGACUGAAAUUGAAAGGGUUCAAGAAACGACUAUGAAAGAACCAAAACUGAAGCAGCGAUUGCGAGAUUACCGCCUGUUUGGUCGUAUUAAACUAGCCGGUGAAACCGAAGUUAUCGAAAAAGCUGAUGUAAUUCCUGAAUCUUAUCAGCUAUCAUCGGAUCCGUUCAGAGGUCAUAUUGAUGAAAUGCAUCGCCAAGAAGAGCUUACUGCUGCUCCAAUCCAAGAAUUUUCUUCUAUUUAUCACUCCGGUUUAUCAUUUGAUAAGUCUAGAAAAAAGACGAAACUCCCUGCAGUUAAUGUGAGUCGAUUGGAAUUAUCAUCUGAGUCGUCAAGUGACGAAACUGGUGAUGAAGUUAAGAAGAAAGCUCUAAUCUUCGUCAAAGGUACUGAAAGGGAAUUCGAGAAACACAGAGAUAGUCGUAGUGGUGGGUUGUUCGGUUUCUGGCGAUCGUCGGAUAGAAAAAAGAAGAGCACUGAUUUCUCUGAUACAAAUGAUGAUGGCUCAGGUCCUCAUGCACAAGAAACGUGUGAUGCUCCAAUUGAUGGAACAGUAAAAGAAAAAGAUUUACAAAUGGAACCACUGACGAAAACUGAAAAAAGUCUUCGUUGUAAAGUUAAACCGAAACUGCGAAAACGUUUGAACGAUUAUCGGCUGUUUGGGCGCAUUGUGCAUGGAGGUGACGAGGACGUCGUCGAUAAAAGUGAAAUUGAUCGGGAAUCAUACAAAUUAUCCUCAGUUCCCUAUCUAGGCGAAUUAGAAACAACACGAAACGAAGAGGAACUUUUAUUCACACCAAUUCGUGAACAUUCAUCAGUGUAUCAUUCAGGGUUGUCGUACGACAGACAAAAACGGCAUGAGGAGGGAGAAGAACCUUCCAAGGAAAAUGAAUCUGAGGAAUCAUCGGGUUCUACAGACGAAGAAGAUAUGACUGAUGGCGUAAAGAAGAGUGUUAAUGUAUCAUUGUGUGAUUCUCGAAGGGACAAUCGCGGCUUGUUUUCAUUUUGGCGCCCUUCCGAACGACAAGCGAAGGACGUUGAAAGCAACUCUUCUCGAACUGAAAAGUACCCCAAAAUAACGAGUGAACCUUACGGUGGACCGAUCUUCGAUACUAGCAAAUCAGUUGAAAUGAGGGGCGAACCUUUGUGUAUCGAAACAGCUCGCUUAAAAAUGAAUCAACCCAAGCUCUAUCAACGUCUGAAAGAUUAUCAUCUGUUCGGCCGUGUUGUGCAUGAAGGUGAAAGUGAUGUUGUAGAUAAAAAGGACGUAGAUCCAGAAUCUUACAAGUUAAGCAGCCAGUGCUAUGAAGGUGAUUUGCUAAUCGUCAGCCGAGCCGAUGAGUUGUCGUCAGCACCACUCAGAGAAUAUGCUUCCGCUUAUCAUUCAGGAUUAUCGUUUGUGAAAACAAAACGGGGAAGAAUCACCAAAUCACGUAAAGAUGGCGAAAUACAGAGCUCGUCUAGUGAUGAAUCGUCGUCAGAUGAGAGCACUCACGAUCAAAGUCGGAAAGAAAAAACUGGUAAAGGAACUAGUAGCGUAUUUUCGUUUUGGCGAGCUGCGGAACGAAAAUCCAUGCAAGAAGCCGGUGAAGGAGUGGGUAAAAAAGAAUAUCCUGGUACUACAGAAAAUAAGGGGGCUGAUGAGCUGCCAGCUGAGCUACCAUUGGCUACAAUGCCUAAAUUACAUGGAAUAGUAAAACCAAAACUACGUGAACGACUUAACAACUAUCGUUUGUUUGGUCAUGUAACGCAUGCGGGUGAUGUUGAAGUAAUUGAUAAAGAGCAUGUCAAUUUGGACACGUAUGGCUUGUCAAGUGCACCUUACCAAGGUAGGUUGGAAAACACUGUCCAUACGAGCGAUUUGCCAUACGCAAGAAUCAGUGAACACUCUUCUGUAUAUCAUCCUGGUACAUCUUUAAUUAAAACAAAAAAAACGAAGCCAACCGCAAAGUUGGUUUUGGGUUUCAUCAGGAAGAAAAGUGAUGAUUCAUCAUCGACCUCAUCAAUCACUGAAUCAUCCUCAGGUGAAGAAGUGGAUGAAAAUAAAUGUAAUGUUCCGGUGGAUACAUCAAAAGACGAAGAAAGAAGAAAACGGUAUGGUACAAGUCUGUUUUCUUUCUGGAAAUCGUUCGAUUCCAAGGAUAAAAACGCAACGGAAAAAGCAGUUACUGAGUCACAAGAAAUGACGAAAGUAUCUGCAGUAACUGCAGGAAACGAGCCUAAUACAUUCGAGAUGUCUGCGGUUAAAAAGCCGAAUCUUGAAGAACGUCUCCACGAUUAUCGUCUCUUCCGUAGGAGUUUUGUUGAUGGCGAAACAGAAAUAGUUGAGAAGCAAAAUGUGAAUCCUGAAGCGUAUAAACUGUCUAUGGAACCAUAUUUGGGAUCGUUAGAAAAUACUGAUCGUGUUAAUGAAAUGCCUUUUGAGCCAAUUCAUGAACACUCGUCUGUUUACCACGUGGGUACGUCUUAUAUUAAACCAAGGAAGGCUUUAUCAGAACGAUUGAGAUCCUUCGGAAAAGAAGAAAAGAGCAGUGAUGAGGAUGAAGGGGAGACUGUAGAAGAUAAAAAUGAGGCUAAAGUCAGUAAACUGGGCGCUGUGCUUCGUAUGAAAGAUGUAUCUAGCACUGAGGAAACUAAAGAUAAAGGGACACUUACGGGUGGUUUGCUCUCUUUUUGGCGCACACCAGAUCGAAAGGUGAAAGAGUCUAAAGGGCCGUCAGGAAAUAUCUCCGAAACCCCUUACUUAGUCGAUGAAACUGCUUCGAAUGAACUGAAAAAGAGUGUUGCUGAGCAAGAGGAAAAACUUGAACCAACUCGAGAAGUGGCGUUUGCCCGGAUGAGUCACGUAGCUACCAGUAGGGUGCAACCGUCGAGGCAAUCAAUCAGUGGAGACGCCUCGGCGGAGAGUAAAAAAGAUUUUGAACGAAUUGAUCAAUCUGAUAUCAUCGGAAAAGGGGAGUUACGACCGGAAAGCGGCAACAUUUCUAUUGACCAUUAUGAUGGGCAGUUGGAAACAACAAAUUGCUGCAGUGACCUUGCGUUUGUUCCAAUUCAUGAAUCAAGUUCAGUUUAUCAUUCUGGAUUGUCUCAUGGAGCAACACUAGAUGAAAAGCAGCCUCUAACGGGUGGAGAUCAUGAAAAGGAAUCUGAAAAGAAGCAAAUGGCUAUUUUGCGUGUGAAGAAGAGCUCAAAGGCUGCAGGCGAAGGAAGUAAAACGAAACCAAGUGGUUUACUCUCGUUUUGGCUCUCCUCAGAGCAAAAGCCAAAAGAUGUGCGCGACAUGCAUUCUGCUAAUGAUGAUGCUGAUGUUGCCUGUACUAACGCUGAGAAACCAACACUUCCAGUCGAUGCAUUAUCUCCUGCUUACAUCGGAACUGUGGAUAGUAUGUUACGUUCGGAAGAAUUGGCAUCGGAACCACUGAGGAAAAGCAAAGUAACAAAAUUGGAGCUGCAAAAACGGCCACAUAUCAAAACAAAAAUGCGUGAUCGUCUUGCUGACUACCAUCUGUUCCGUCGUGUUGUUUGCCGUGGUGAUGAUGAGCUUGUUGAGAAAGAUCAAGUUAAACCAGAAACUUAUAAACUGUCUUCAGCCGUUUACGCAGGUAAUUUGCAACGAUGUGAACCGUUGACAGAACUCGAAUUCUGUCCGCUCAAAGAUUUUUCGUCCGUUUACCAUCCUGGUAUUUCAUAUACGAAGAGCAAUCGUAAUAAGUCCACCACAGCAGGAAGAAGUUCUGCAGAUCGUCUAGUAGAUCACUCCUCAUCCGAAGAAUCGUCAAGUGAUGAGAGUGACAGUGGUAAACGGAAAGUUCGGACUACUGGUGGCAUGUUCUCGUUUUGGCGUUCUUCGGAACGUGUGCCGAAAGAAGCCAGUGGUGCUAUCGUCGAAACUCAUCCAAAAGUACCGACCGAAGAGCGUGUAGAACGUUAUAAGCUAAGAGACCGUCUUCGAGACUAUCGUUUAUUCAGGCAUCUGUGUCAUGAAGGUGAAGUAAGCUUCAUCGAAAAAGAUGCUAUCAAACCUGAAAGCUAUGGCUUGUCGACGGUGCAGUAUGACGGGCCUCUGGAAGUGAUUGCUCAUGAUGACGAGUUGUACUUUACACCAAUUCGAGAAAUGGCUAGUGUUUAUCAUUCCGGAAAAUCAGUUGUGAAGACAGAUCGCAAACGACCUUCAAAAAUUCUUGCAAAAGAUCAUGAGGAUGAUAAUUCCAGCUACAAUUCUUCAUCGGAAGAUGAAGAAAUGAAAUCGGUAGCAAUUGAGUCUUCAAAAGAUAGGAACGUUGACAAAAAAGCUGGAGGUCUCUUAUCAUUUUGGCGCUCCUCGGAUCGCAAACCGAAGAGAGAUUCAGCAAAACCGGAACAACAGGCCGCAUUGUCCAGUGGUGGCCCACCCAACAUUCCGGGUCACGAGGAUGAAAUUUGUCGAUUCGAUGAUAUCGCCUAUGAGCCUCUGCGGACGAAGAUUGCUGUAUAUCACUCGGGUAUAUCGAACUUGAACGAAAAUGAUAAAUUCGUCCGUGCUGCACAUGAGGGCGACACUUAUCAAAUAACUACUGACCCAUACCGCGGUCCCUUAGUAGUGGUGGAAAAGCAACAAGAAUUACCUCCUUCAUCUAUACGUCAGUAUGCAGCUGUUUAUCAUUCUGGGCAGUCAUCUGUUAGAUCCAAAAAGUUGUUGCCAGUGUUAUCAAACCUCGGGAAGAAAGAUGAUCUGAUAAAGGGUGCUUCAGGUGGUGAAGGAGAUGAAAGAAAAGAAGAAGCAGGUGACGAUAAUGAAAUAGGUCCGGCUGAGGGUACCAAAGAAGUUGAUAGUAAAGCAACUGAGAAAGGGAAUCGGUUCACGUUCUGGCGUUCUGCUGAAACGCGGAAGUCAAAGGGUCAAAAUGAAAUGAAUGACGCCCCUAAUCAAAGAACGGAUACAUCGAGUGAAUUGAAAUCACUUCCCAGCGGUGUUUCAAGUUCUGCCUCGAAGAUGCACGUUUUGAAUCAAACUGAAGAGUUGAAUACCAUUCUUGAUCAUCCAUCAUUGAUCAGUCGUCCAAGUAACGAUGAACAAUCCGAAACACCGACUGAUGAAAAUGUCAAAAAUAACCGAUGGUUGUACACGGUUGAUUCGACCGUUUAUGAAGGUCCAAUAGAAUGCACUGAUCGAGCUGUUGAGCUGUCACCCGUACCAAUUCGUGAUUUAUCAUCUGUUUAUCAUCCAGGGCGAUCUGAUCUUGGUGGAGAAACAAAAUCGAUCACAUUAAAUGAGCGAGAAUUGAACGAUCGAACUCAAGAUAAGUCGGAAGGAAUUGAUGGUGUUACUGGUCGGACUGGUGCUAAAAGCGUUUUCAGAUCAUUCCUCACAGGUCGGAAACUAUGGCAGUUCGGAGAACAGCAGACUACCGCUGAGCAAGAUCCAGUUUGUUCUUCUGUCCUUGAUCGUCAAAAGGAUUUUGACGUUCUUCCACCGUCUGACGAGCUGGCUUCUGUACGAUAUGGUGAAUCAAAAGCACCAGAGGGAGGUACAGAAUCAUUCACGAUUUUAGGUGAGAGUAGACUGCAGAGUAUCAGCGCUGAAAAGGAACUCCAAUUGGCCCCUCUUGAAGAACAUGCUUCUGUUUAUUAUUAUGAAACCAGUUUCGACAAUGACAAAGGUAACAAAUCAGUUAAGCAGCCUUCUAAUAAAAGUUCCUCCAAGAAAACAGAUAAAGGAAGCGAUUCUGGUGGUGGAGGUUUAAUGGCUUUUUGGAAAGGUCGAAAAUCAAAAGGUGACAUUGUUGAAGGUUCUCAAUCCACUCAAAGUGAAUCUGUUUCUGCUCUAUCACCUGAAGAAUCAAAAGAUUCUAUAAUUGCUGAGGACGAGCAACUCGGAAAAAUUGGUCGCGAUAAUGAACUUCCAACCGCGGCAAUUGGCGACUUUUGUUCUGUUUAUUACCAUUCGGAUAAACCGAUUACGAAAAGAUUAGAUUCGAUGCAUGAAAAGAGCGAAAGGAAGCUUGAGGUGCCGGAUAGUAAGCCGGCAGAUUCAUCAGUGGUGAUUGAUAGUAGUAAGCAGGUUCAAAAGCGAGACGAAAGAUAUGAAAAUAGUGAUCGAGAGAAAGAAAUUGCUCCAACUCAACAGUUGCAAACGACUCCACUUCAAGUAGAUAAAGCAAAACCGUCUUCUGUUGACAGUGGUGUGAUGCUACCUGAAAGUACAAACCGCACCGGUACAACUUCUGUUUACGCAUUCAGACGUGUCGAAGAUUUUGAUUCUCGAACUGCUGAACAAGCACAACAAUAUCCUUCAGUAAUCGGACGCAAAAUCGAGCUAUCGUCCAUCAAAUCUUCCCUCGCAAGUACCAAAGCAGCCCCUCAUGUUACCAGUGUUGUUGAGCGUUCAGAUGGAGGUGGUUCAGUGGAUCAUGAUGCGUUGUCGAUUCGACGUCCAGCACUUUUUGGACAAAGCUCUCGUGCGACAACCGACUAUGCAUUGUCGAGCAGUACGGAUGUCAAUAAUGGGCGAGAAGCAAGUGAUGAGCGUAUGCCAUCAUUUUACACGCUUCAAACGUACAUAAGUGAUCCGAUGGCGAGUGAUGGUACUACAUCCAUCAAGUAUCCAUCAAAUGUUCAAACAGCAACUAUACGAAUUGAUGAGAGUGGUAUUCACAAGCAAGUUAAACCAAGUGAAAGCCAAUCAAGUGCUGCUGAUGUCGUUUGUUUACCGAGUGGCGAUGAUCGAAGUGAGCGUAUAAUCACUGCAACAACAACAACAACGACAGUGCUGGAUAAAGAAGCACCAGAGGAGGAUCGAGAAGUGAUCGAUAUUCAAACAGUAAAGCCAUCGUCUAGAGCGGAGUCGAAUAUAUCCGUAGAACAACAGCCGAAUUCAGCACUCACAGAUGGUACAAUGGAUGAGCAUCAACAAGUAACUGGAGCAAGUAAUGCAUCAUUGAUUGGUUAUAUUAAACGGCGAAUAACACAGACUGUUACCAAGUCAUCCGACAAGAAAGAAUCAAGGAAAAAAUCGGCUGAUAAGAAAGUCACUAAGAGUGGUACGCUCGUCGGUGAAACGCCUGCUUCAACGACCUUGGUCGAUAAAGAGUCAUCGAAACACAUAUUGCAAAAUGCGACUGGAUUUGUUCCCAUAAAGAAUGAUGAAGACAAGUUGCAACGUGCUAAGGAAAUCGAAACGUUGGAGGCAGGUGUCCUUUCGAAGGAACAAACUGAUAGUCCAUUUCAAACUGGAGAAACUGGAACAACAUCCGUUGAUGAAACGUCAACACCACACACGACCAUUGAAUCGUGGCACGGAUCGACAGAAGAGCCAGAAUCAGUUGUUAUGGAUAUAGAUAAAUACGGAAAUGUUAUUAAAAAGACCGUCAAAACCCAUCAGGUGAAGCAUACCAUCCAGCGUCAGACUUAUCAGACCUAUUCAACAACAACAGCAAAGAAUGGAGAAUCGGAUGUUCAAACAGUUGAAAGAUCGCAGCAAAUCAUGACACCAAUUGGUGAGGGUUCUAAUGUGAGUGGCACGACUCCAGUGAUCGAAACGAAAAGUCACACUGUGGCGUUCGAAGCAGGUCAACUACCACUGACGAUGGGCAUCGAAAAUGAUGAUCAGAAACGUGACGAUAUUCCGGGCGAGUUGAUUUCCUGUCGAACCAUCACAUCAGGCAAUCGUACGGUGGAAACUAUUACUUACAAAACCGAAAAGGAUGGUAUCGUUGAAAUUCAUGUUGAGCAUCGCGUCACUAUUCAUUCCGGUGCUAAUAUCGAUCAUGAUGCUGAACUAAGUCAAGCGAUUCUCGAGGCGACCAAUAUGAACCCAGACAUGACAGUCGAGAAGAUUGAAGUGAAACAAGAAACGCAGCGUUGA